This is a messenger RNA of Austrofundulus limnaeus, 2668 nucleotides long. RefSeq names its product KIT proto-oncogene, receptor tyrosine kinase a (gene kita). Gene Ontology annotation, molecular function: cytokine binding; transmembrane receptor protein tyrosine kinase activity; ATP binding. Lineage: Eukaryota; Metazoa; Chordata; Actinopteri; Cyprinodontiformes; Rivulidae. Gene Ontology annotation, biological process: protein phosphorylation; Kit signaling pathway; positive regulation of cell migration. Gene Ontology annotation, cellular component: signaling receptor complex; plasma membrane. The record is from RefSeq and is a predicted model, not a curated record.
AGAAGCAGAGGUGUGCAGGAGGACAGAGCAGCAUGCUUUCAGACCGGCUGCCACUGAGCAUCUGUGCCUUUAAAGCCGUGUGACUGCGCCUCUGUCAAAGCCCCGCAGCCAACUUCCCACAACUGAGCCCAGCGCGGAGCGGAUCUGCCCGACGGACGCACCGAGGCUUUCAUUCCCAUCAGACCCAUGGAAUAGGCUAACUAUGGAAUACCUCUGGAUACUGCUGAUUGGGUUGUUACAGCUAAACAUCCAGCCAGCCUGUGUCGGAAACACAAAGCCUCGUAUCAUCCCAGACAGUCCCUACCUGGUUGUCCCGCUCAACCAGCCCUUUGACCUGCGCUGCCAGAGUGACAGCUUGGGACAGUGGAGGAGAGAGAAUCGGACCAAGCUGCUGUCUGCAAAACAGAUCGAUGGCAUGUGGACGCUACGUUUCCCCAAGGCUCAGCCUCAUCUUAUGGGUCGCUUUAUUUGUCAGGACGUGAUCUCCAAGGAGCAGGCCUCCAUCUAUGUCUACGUGAAAGAUCCUCAGAAUCCGUUCAGAAAAUCAAUGGUGUCCAGUAUUCUAACCCGCGAAGGAGACGCUGCUUCCAUCUCCUGCCUGGCAACCGACCCAAGUCUGAUCAAUCUGAGUCUGAAAACAUGCUCUGGAGGACCACUCCCCUCUGGUCUUCAGUUCUCUGCAAGCCUGGAGCAUGGAAUCAUCAUCCCCAACAUACAGAAGGUGUACAAAGGUUGCUAUGUGUGCACAGGGCUGCUCCAGGAGAAACCCGUCAGCUCCCAUCCCUAUCACCUGACUGUGAAACCAGUACCUGCUGCUCCUCCUGUAAUUGAGAUGAAGCAGUCCAAUAGAGUCAUUCUAGUCCGGAAUCAGAGUCUCACUCUCUCCUGCAACACCACUAACGUGAACGGAGAAAUCACUCUGAAGUGGGUGAUACCACCUGGCUCGGGUGCCGUCUGGUAUCCACAGCAACCAGCAAAGGUCGAUGGCAUUUCACGUAUUCUGAUGGAGAACUACACUCACGUACGCAGUGCCACGCUGCGAAUAGUGGCAGUGCGGCCAGAAGAUGCUGGAAGUUACAAGUGUGAAGCUAGGAAUGAAAAGGGGACCAGCACAAAGUCGGUGUGGCUUGAUGUUUAUGAAAGAGGAUAUAUAAGCUUGUUGCCCGUAGGCAACACGACUUUCCGUGUCCGUUCGGGGGACAGCUUGUCUCUGACAGUUGGAAUGGAGGCCUACCCGAAACCCCACACCUUCUCCUGGAGCUUCGAGGGACUCAAAAUGAGAAACACAACUGAUCACAUCAUCAGCACACACAAAAACGACUUCAGCUACAGCAGUGAGCUGAGGCUAGUGCGGCUGCAGGAAUCAGAAGGUGGAAUUUAUACCUUUCAAGCCUCCAACAGUGAUGCAUCAGUAAAUCAGACAUUCACCAUCUUUGUCAUCAGUAAACCUGAGAUUGUAUCCCAUGAUUGGCCGGUGGAUGGACAGGUGCGGUGUGUGGCUAAAGGUUUCCCUGCCCCCCAGAUCAAAUGGUACUACUGUGAGCAGCCGUACAUCAAGUGUUCCAAACAGAAAAAUACUUCCCAGGAAGAGCACAAUGUUAUGACUGUGACUUUGUUCAGCCGACCGUUUGAGAAGACGCAGGUAGAGAGUCGGGUGAACAUCAGCAGAGGACGGUUUAAUUUUCUGGAGUGUGUGGCGACAGCAGAGGGAGGUCAAGACUCCACUCUCUUUUCUAUUAAUGAAACCCAAAUAUCACAUUCAGUGGAAAGUUAUUGAAGCGAUCCAUGGAAACAACUAUGUGUACAUUGACACAUCACAGCUCCCGUACAACCACCAGUGGGAGUUCCCGAGAAACAACUUGCGUUUUGGAAAGACACUGGGAUCUGGUGCAUUUGGAAAAGUGGUGGAAGCCACAGCUUACGGACUCCCUGAGGCAGAUUCAGUCAUGACAGUGGCUGUGAAGAUGCUCAAAUCAAGCGCUCAUGCCACAGAAAAAGAGGCACUAAUGUCAGAGUUAAAAGUCCUCAGCUACUUGGGAAACCAUAUAAACAUCGUCAACCUACUAGGAGCCUGUACUGUUGGAGGCCCCACGUUGGUGAUCACAGAGUACUGCUGCUUUGGAGACCUUCUGAACUUCCUUCGCAGAAAAAGAGAUUCCUUCAUUUGCUGUGAACCUGAAAGAGACUACUACUACCAGAACAUCCUGCAGCAGAAACAUUCAGAAGGUGUAUUCACAGAGACCUUGCUGCCAGAAACAUCCUGCUGACUCAAGGAAGAGUGGCAAAAAUCUGUGAUUUUGGUCUGGCCAGAGAUAUCACUACAGACUCAAACUACGUGGUCAAAGGCAAUGCUCGUCUGCCAGUGAAGUGGAUGUCCCCGGAAAGUAUCUUUGAGUGUGUGUACACAUUUGAGAGUGACGUGUGGUCCUAUGGCAUCUUGCUUUGGGAAAUCUUCUCACUGGGAAAUAGUCCUUAUCCUGGUAUGCCUGUGGAUGCCAAGUUCUACAAACUGAUAAAAGAAGGAUACAGAAUGGACACUCCAGAGUUUUCCCCCAAGGAAAUGUAUGAGAUUAUGAGGUCUUGCUGGGAGCCUGACCCCUUCGAAAGACCCCCCUUCAGGAAAGUCGUAGAGUAUAUAGAGCAACAGCUGUCGGAUGCCACUAAACAU